Erigeron canadensis is the source of this 1009-nucleotide messenger RNA. RefSeq names its product probable xyloglucan endotransglucosylase/hydrolase protein 23. Gene Ontology annotation, cellular component: apoplast; cell wall. Gene Ontology annotation, biological process: cell wall biogenesis; xyloglucan metabolic process. The record is from RefSeq and is a predicted model, not a curated record. The transcript has 3 exons. Lineage: Eukaryota; Viridiplantae; Streptophyta; Magnoliopsida; Asterales; Asteraceae. Gene Ontology annotation, molecular function: hydrolase activity, hydrolyzing O-glycosyl compounds; xyloglucan:xyloglucosyl transferase activity. The coding region runs from base 52 to 903 and encodes 283 amino acids.
AUCUUCACUUCAAACUUUACCAAACAAACUUAAAACAUAAAUACAUUCCAAAUGGCUUCUACAACAUUUUUCCUUAUGUUACUAUCUCUAAUGACUAUUUCACUUGUCUCUGCUAACUUCUACAAUGAGUUUGAUAUCACUUGGGGCGAUGGCCGCGGUAAGAUACUUAACGCGGACCAAUUAACGCUCUCCCUUGACAAAUCAUCUGGUUCGGGUUUUGAAUCAAGAAACGAGUACUUGUUUGGCAAAAUCGAUAUGCAACUCAAGCUUGUACCUGGAAAUUCUGCUGGCACUGUCACUGCAUAUUAUUUGUCUUCAAAGGGAUCAAACUGGGAUGAAAUCGACUUCGAGUUCUUGGGGAACUUGAGUGGUGAUCCAUACAUCUUACAUACAAAUGUGUUUAGUCAAGGCAAAGGCAAUAGAGAGCAACAGUUCUAUUUGUGGUUCGACCCAACUGCCGAUUUUCACACAUAUUCCAUCCUUUGGAACCCUCAACGCAUCAUAUUUUCGGUCGAUGAAACACCUAUUAGGGAGUUCAAGAAUGCAGAAUCAAUUGGAGUACCAUUUCCAAAAAACCAAUCAAUGAGGAUACAUUCUAGCUUAUGGAAUGCUGAUGACUGGGCAACAAGGGGUGGGCUUGUGAAAACCGACUGGAGUAACGCCCCUUUCACCGCUUCUUACAGAAACUUCAAGGCGGAUGCGUGUGUCGUGGCUUCUGGGAAAUCGUCUUGCGGUGCUUCUCCAUCGUCCUCAGACACGAAUCAGGCGUGGUUGUCAGAGGAAUUGGAUAACACAAAGCAAGAGAGACUAAGUUGGGUUCAAAAGAAUUACAUGAUAUACAACUACUGCUCUGAUUCCAAAAGAUUUCCUCAAGGAUUGCCUCCAGAGUGCAAUAUGGCGUAAUUAAGAGUUAAUUUGGUCAUAAUUCAAAAUUCAAUUCAUUAUUUUCUAUUCUUUGUAGCUAUAAAUCGAUCAAUAAAUAUUACAACUGAAGAUGAACUUGAUGCGA